CCUCACACUGGAACUCAGCCCAUAUGGAGCGGCUGUAAUGACGAUGCCCUGGGCUUGUUCUGCUUGCUCAGCAAACAGAGGCGACAAGGCAUCGUGGAUUUCUGGCAUCAUAAAAUGACAUUUUUUCAUCAUGCACACGGAACCCAUACUGUUCAAUUCGACAAAAGAGCUUCGAGUUUGUGGCGGUGCUCCAUUGCAGUUUGUCCCGUAAGAAUUAUAUCGUCUAGUUACGCUGCUACUCCGUCAAGUUUGCUAUCAUAG
Molecule: messenger RNA, 261 nt
Organism: Haemonchus placei
Lineage: Eukaryota; Metazoa; Nematoda; Chromadorea; Rhabditida; Trichostrongylidae
Source: the annotation of a GenBank genome assembly